Molecule: messenger RNA, 4326 nt
Organism: Clonostachys byssicola
Lineage: Eukaryota; Fungi; Ascomycota; Sordariomycetes; Hypocreales; Bionectriaceae
Source: the annotation of a GenBank genome assembly
AUGCCUGAGUUGGGAUUGUGCAGCCCGCAGGCAGAUGAUGCCUUUGGGCCCGUCGUUGCCCAUUGUCGCCAGGGCUUCGACUUCACGCUGCUUUUUGAGCAAUUCAUCCUGUCGGCCGUGCCCUCGGUUCUGGUGCUGCUCGUUUCAUCCUGGGCUUUGAUGCGAAGGCAUCGAAGGAGUGUCAAGACUACCUCGCAAUCGAUAUUUUCUCUGAGAUUAGCAAAGCAGAUUUCAAUUGCAUCUUUAGCCGCCACACAGCUUGUCUUGAUCGUGUUAUGGAGCUUGCCCGACUCAAACAGGACCAAGGCGUCGCUGCCUGCAGUGGCCCUCUCGCUUGCUGGGACACUCGCAAUGGCAAUCCUGUCGUACCUUGAACAUGACCGCUCCGUUCGCCCUUCUACUAUCCUAUGCGCCUAUCUGUUCUUCUCGGCUUUGUUGGAUCUCAGCCAGGCUCGAACGCUAUGGCUGAGGCACAGUAACGAUGCCGUGGCCGCUGUCUUCACUGCUGGUCUUGUCCUCAAGGUGGUGACUCUCGUUGUGGAAACGAUUGAAAAGAAGAGUUUCCUCCAAGCACCUUAUCGUGACUACAACCCGGAGACAUUGGGAAGUGUCUUCAAUAUCAGCGUCUUCUGGUGGCUGAACUCUCUUUUCUUGAAGGGCUCAUCUACAUCCCUCGGCAUCAAGGAUCUCUUUGCACUUGAUGAAAAUAUGCUCUCUGCCAAGAUUCACACAAACAUUCGCCAGCGGUGGGCAGAACAACAACAGAAGAGUUUUUAUCGCCUCCUUUGGGUUGCGGUUAGGUCUGCUUGGAGGCCGUUGCUCAUAUCAUCUGUCACGCGACUGAUUCUCAUCCCGAUCAAAUUUGCGCAGCCACUUCUCAUCGACCGAGCAGUAAGCCUCAUGACUGAGCCUGAAAGUCAAAGCAAAACGAACAGCGGCCGAGCUAUGAUUGGGGCCACGGCUCUCAUCUAUUUAGGCAUUGCGAUUGUGACUGGCUAUCACCGACACAACCUCUAUCGUUUCGUCACCAUCGUCCGAGGCGGUUUGGUCUGUUUGAUAUACGACGCGACUCUCAAGUUGGACAUGGACCAAUCUAAAGAAUCGGCAGCAGUUACUCACAUGAGUGCUGAUAUCGAUCGCAUCGCCCUUGGCUUUGAAUCCCUGGAUCCCUUGUGGGCUGGGCCGAUCGAGAUCGCCAUUGGUAUCUAUCUCCUGAACCAGAGGAUUGGGGCUCUCUGCGUUACUCCAGUUGUACUGGCCGUUGUUCUGGUUGCAAUAUGCUUCUCUGUGGGCAAGACCGCGACUUCAGCCCAAAAGGUUUGGGUAGAGGCGAUGCAGCGGCGAGUGGCCGCAACGGCCAGAGCUCUAGCUAAUAUCAAGGGCCUCAAGAUGACGGGACUUACGAAAUUCAUCGACACCGAGCUCGAUGACCUUCGAAACUUGGAGCUGAAGAAGUCCCGGCGUGUCCGUUUCAUCAUCUGUGUGACAGCAGCGAUCAGCACCACAACGUUGCCUAUCUUAACGACUAUAACUAUUCUGGUGUACGUGCUCGUCAACCGGAACUCACCAGAUUUCAAAUUUGAUUCUGCCCUUGUUUUCACAAUGUUAUCUCUCAUCUCCCUUUUGACCCGCCCUGUUCAAGACUUGGCAUUCGCUAUCCCGGACGUUGGAGGUGGAAUUGGAUGUGUCCAGCGCAUUCAAAAAUAUUUAGUGGCCCAAGAAGAGGUCCAAGAAUCCGGGCCUUCGCCUCCGGCUCCUGAAUCUUCUAAGGGAAAAGAAUUGGAGGACCUUCUGCCUCAGUCCAGCACAGAUGCAUUGAUAACUAUCCAGGAUGGGGAUUUCACCUUCCAGGACGUAAGCAAGCUCGUGCUUCACGAUAUUUCACUCAAAGUCCCGAAAGGAAGCUGGACUAUCCUAACUGGACCAGUUGGAAGUGGAAAAAGCGCUCUGCUUCUCGCUAUCCUUGGGGAGUUGCGGCAGAUCAAAGGAUCAGUUCGCAAGAGCAAGUUGCUGCCCAUUGCGUUUUGUGCCCAAGAGCCGUGGCUGCCCAACACCACCCUUCGUGAAAUUGUCACGGGGUUCUCCGAAUACGAUUCAAACUGGUACUCGAAGGUCAUUGACGCGUGCGUAUUGAGCUUUGACAUCAAAGAACUUGCCAUGGGCGACCAGACAGUUGUUGGUAGUGGAGGUAUCAGUUUGAGCGGAGGGCAGCAGCAAAGACUCAGCUUAGCUAGAGCGCUGUACUCCCGGAAGUCAUUGCUUCUCCUUGAUGACGUCCUUUGCGGCCUUGAUGCGGCGACAGAGCAGAAAAUUGUUGAUAAUGUUUUUGGGCAAAGUGGCCUAUGCCGAAAAAACGGCACCACCGUGUUUCUUGCCACACAUUCUGUGCGUCACGCGAUGCGAGCUGAUCAUGCGAUCGUCUUGGCCUCUGGUGGCACUAUUCUUGAGCAGGGGAAACCAUCCCAGCUCUCCUCUCUUCAAGAGUUUUCGACCGACACUGAAUCUGAGGAACCAGCCACUACAUCGUCCUUCACUGACGCUAACACUACCGAUCAAAGCAGCAAUGUCCCUCGCGCGCAAGAUCAUGACGGAACUCAGGAUUCACGCUCACGAAGCAACGGAGACACGAGACUCUUUGCGUAUUAUCUCCAGGCUAUUGGAUGGGUGAACGUCCUCGGCAUCGCCAUCUUCAGCCCUAUCUUCGCCUUCUCAUUCAAGUUCCCCACCGUAAUUUUGAACUGGUGGUCGGCGACAGAAACCGAAACACCUGGAGUCAAGACUGACCUGUACCUUGGCAUGUACUGCCUGCUUGCUGUGAUCACCAUCAUCAGCGUCGUCAUGGCCUUGGUCUUCAUCCUCAUCUUUGGAAUGCCUCGCGCAUCUAUCAGAAUACACAGGAGGUUGCUAGAUGCCGUGAUCGGGGCUCCUCUGUGGUUCUUCGUCUCUACUGACUCCGGCCAGACUCUGAACAGAUUUAGCCAAGACCUGUCACUAAUUGAUGUUGCGCUCCCGCCGGGUAUGUUAAACACGAUAUACAUGGGAGCUCUGUGCAUCAUGGAGGUCGGACUCAUCGCCAUGGCGUCCAAGUGGGCUCUACCAAUGUACCCCGUCUUGCUCAUUGUGCUGUAUUUCCUCCAGAGCUUCUAUCUACGCACUUCCCGACAGCUCCGGCUGCUUGAUAUCGAAGCAAAGGCACCCCUGUUUUCGCAAUUCAUGGAAACUCUCCAAGGACUUAUGACAAUCCGGGCCUUCAAGUGGGAGCAAAAGUCUACUGAGAAAGUAUAUGCUUAUCUGGAUGAUUCUCAGAGGCCGUUUUAUUUGUUGUACAGCAUCCAACGAUGGCUUACUCUUGUCUUGGACAUCAUGGUUGCUGUGAUUGCUACCGCUGUUGUGGCCUUGGCAACUCAAACGUCGGGGUCUUCAGCAGGAGGCCUGGGUGUGUCGCUGGUGAACAUCUUGUCGCUCAGUCAAACGCUUGUUUCUUUGAUCCGGGCUUGGGUGGAAGUGGAAACAUCUCUUGGCGCAGUGGCCCGUGUAAGGAGUUUCGAUCGGGAAACUCCACGGGAGAAUUUGCCCACCGAGGACUCGGAGCCCCCGGAGCAGUGGCCGUCAAGCGGCAAGAUUGAGGUCAGGGGUCUCGGGGCUAGCUACAAGCCCGAAGGAGCUCUUGUUUUGGAUGGAUUGGAUGUGGACAUCCAACCCGGCGAAAAGAUCGGACUAUGUGGUCGAACUGGGAGUGGAAAGAGCUCUUUUGUUUUGUCGCUUCUGAAAAUGGUGGAAUUGCAACAGGGAGAUAUUCUCCUGGACGAUUCUACCAUUAAAUCGAUGCCGCGCUCAACUCUCCGACGGAGAUUGAAUGUUAUGCCGCAGAAUCCUCUCAUUCUUUCCGGAACAAUGCGAUUCUGCCUGGAUCCCUGGUCAGAGAAUUCUGAUGAAAGGAUCCAAUGGGCACUGGAGGAAGUAGGCAUGUGGGAGGUCAUCGCUGAGAGAGGCGGUUUGGAUGUCAACACGGAUGACUGCCCGCUCUCUCGUGGCCAGCAACAGCUCAUCUGUCUUUCCCGAGCUCUCCUCGGGAAGUCUAAGAUCUUGAUUCUGGACGAGGCGACUGCGAACCUGGAUCAAGAAACGGAAGCCAAGAUGAUGGAGGUUAUUAAAGAAAACUUCUCGCAGUGUACAGUUAUAAUGGUUGCACAUCACCUGCACACCAUCAGGGACUUUGAUAAGAUUAUGGUUCUUGAUCGAGGCAAUCUUGUGGAGUAUGGUAGACCUGAUGAUUUGUUGUCCCGUCCAAGUAGGUUCCGUGAGAUAUGGGAGAGUCAGAGUUAG